AGAGAGAGAGAGAGAGGGAACGGGCACUUUUUAGUAGUUCUACGGACUCUUUUCAGCCCUCAAUCAAUGCUUUACCGAAUUCACCACCAUCCUUUUUUCUCCCAAUUCCACAUCUUUUCUUCCUCCAUUCCUCACUCCUCUUUCAAACUCUACCACCACUUCUCUUCCAUUCCAACUGGUCCUUCUUCUAUACACAGUCAGAAACGGAAAUGGAAUGCGCGGAAGCGGCGUUGAAAACCAGUUGUAGGAUGGAAAUGGCCGUGAAAACCCCACAAGCGGUUUUGGAGGAUUUAUGGCCUGUGAAUGGACAAAAUGGCGUUGUUUGUGACGACUUUUUUGUGGACGAACUUCUUGACUUGUCUAAUGAAGAAGGAUUUGUGAAUGAAGAGCCGGCAGAGGAAGAUGAAGAGGAAGAAGAUAAAGGCUUUGUCUCUGUUUCCCCUCGACAAGACCGCCAAAAUUCCACCACCAACAUCGUUAUCUCUGCCAAAGACGAGUUUGGCUCCGAACUAAUUGUUCCGGCAGAAGAUUUAGCGAACCUUGAAUGGCUAUCCCACUUCGUCGAGGAAUCUUUCUCGGAAUUCUGCACGCCUUUCCCAGGCGGAAUUUCAACUGAAAAGCCUAUGAACGAAGGGCCUGAACCAGAACCAGAACCGGAACAGGCAAAGCCGUGUUUCAAAACUCCUGUUCCGGCCAAGGCAAGAAGCAAGCGCGCCAGAACCAGCGGCCGAGUUUGGUGCCUCGGGUCCCCUUCGCUGACCGAGUCGUCCGCGAGUUCAACCUCCUCGACUUCUUCGUCGUCCCCUUCAAGCUCUUGGCUCGUAUACCCCAACGCUGCCCAGUACGAGGGACCUGUCGAGCAAUUUUACUCGGAGGAAAAACAACCGGAGAAGAAGCAGAAGAAGAAAGCGAUUGGGGAGGCGGCGUCUGGUGGAGGUGCGGCGCAGACGCCGAGGCGGUGCAGCCAUUGCGGUGUCCAGAAGACCCCACAGUGGAGAACGGGCCCACGCGGAGCCAAGACACUGUGCAAUGCUUGUGGGGUCCGGUAUAAGUCCGGUCGGCUCCUACCGGAAUAUAGACCCGCGUGUAGCCCUACUUUCUCGAGCGAAUUGCACUCCAACCAUCACCGUAAAGUGCUGGAGAUGCGGCGGAAGAAGGAACCUUCUGGCGUCUCCGAGUCCGGUUUGGCUCCUCCUGCAGUGUCCAGAUUUUGAGAAAAAAAGAAAAAAAAAAAAA
Messenger RNA from Juglans regia (Persian walnut), 1236 nucleotides. Its product is annotated as GATA transcription factor 5. Gene Ontology annotation, cellular component: nucleus. The transcript has 3 exons. The record is from RefSeq and is a predicted model, not a curated record. Gene Ontology annotation, biological process: positive regulation of DNA-templated transcription. NCBI's taxonomy places the organism in Eukaryota, Viridiplantae, Streptophyta, Magnoliopsida, Fagales, Juglandaceae. The coding region runs from base 210 to 1214 and encodes 334 amino acids. Gene Ontology annotation, molecular function: zinc ion binding; sequence-specific DNA binding.